Macroventuria anomochaeta is the source of this 246-nucleotide messenger RNA. Its product is annotated as ankyrin. The transcript has a single exon. The annotation marks the transcript as partial. The record is from RefSeq and is a predicted model, not a curated record. NCBI's taxonomy places the organism in Eukaryota, Fungi, Ascomycota, Dothideomycetes, Pleosporales, Didymellaceae. Gene Ontology annotation, molecular function: protein binding. Gene Ontology annotation, cellular component: cytoplasm.
CAGGCGGCUUCACACAGAGGCCACGAGGCGGUAGUGAAGAUGCUGCUCGACAAGGGCGCUGACGUCAACGCACAGGGUGGAGAAUACGGCAACGCACUCCAGGCAGCUUUAGAGCGAGGCCACGAGGUAGUAGUGAGGCUGCUGGUGGACAAGGGCGCUGACGUCAACGCGCAGGGUGGAGACUACGGCAACACACUCUACGCGGCUUUAUACAGAGGCCACAAGGCAGUGGUGAGGCUACUGGUG